UGAGUGGGUGUGUGUGUGUGCGAUAAACAUCGGCAUGAGACAACCUGUAAUCAUAUCAUUGCUCUCUAAACGGGCAAUCACAAACCAAAAAACAAAAAAAAGAAAUUGAGAAAACAAAAUUAAAAUAAAAAUUAUUCCACCCACAAAAUUAUCACUCUCUCUCUCUUUCUCUCUCUCUCUCUCUCUUUAUCUUUAGGUAACGCCAAACUGAACAAAAGAACUGCAACACAAGCUCUCUCUCUGUCAUAAAAACAAAAGCAAAACAGAAAUAGAAGAAGCAAGGGAAUGUUCAUCUUCUUCUUCUUCUUCUUCUUCUCUUUCUUUUGCUCAAUUCACUAAUUAACUCUUUGUAUAAUUCUGUCUGUCUGUCUCUCUCUCUCUCUCUCUGUGUUAGUGUACUUUAUUAUUAUCAUUAUUAUUAUUACGCAGAGAGAAUGGGAGGAGUGACUUCUUCUAUGGCAGCUAAGUUUGCAUUUUUCCCACCAAAUCCUCCGUCUUACAAGCUAGUUACUGAUGAUGCCACUGGCCUUUUGCUUCUUGACCAUUUCCCUCACCGUGAAAACGUAGACGUUUUGCGUUUGCCUACCAGGAAAGGAACUGAGAUCGUUGCUGUUUAUGUUAGAUACCCUAUGGCUACUUCUACUUUGCUUUAUUCUCAUGGAAAUGCUGCUGAUAUUGGCCAGAUGUAUGAGCUUUUCAUCGAAUUGAGUAUCCACUUGCGUGUUAAUCUCAUGGGGUACGACUACUCUGGCUAUGGACAGUCAUCAGGAAAGCCUAGUGAGCACCAUACUUAUGCUGAUAUUGAAGCUGCUUAUAAGUGUCUUGAAGAGAGCUAUGGUACCAAGCAGGAGAAUGUCAUCCUUUAUGGCCAAUCUGUUGGCAGUGGUCCUACUUUGGAUCUUGCUGCUCGGUUACCACGUCUAAGAGCUGUAGUCCUACAUAGUCCUAUACUAUCAGGACUAAGAGUCAUGUAUCCUGUGAAGCGCACAUACUGGUUUGAUAUCUAUAAGAACAUAGACAAGAUUCCAUUGGUGAAGUGUCCUGUGCUAGUAAUUCAUGGAACUUCUGAUGAAGUAGUUGACUGUUCUCACGGCAAGCAGCUUUGGGAACUGUGCCAGGAGAAAUAUGAGCCAUUGUGGGUCAAAGGAGGGAAUCACUGUGACUUAGAGCUGUAUCCAGAGUAUCUUAGGCAUCUGAAGAAGUUUAUUUCAACAGUUGAGAAGUCACCUUCACGAAGAAAUAUUUCUAGGAGAAGUACAGAUGGGAUCGAACAGCCUAGAAGGAGCACCGACUGUUUUGAGGCUCCAAGGAAGAGUACGGAUCGAAGGGAGAAACCGAGAAAAAGCACCGAUAGACCAGAAAAAAUGAAGUUUCAUGAAUAUAAGUUUACGAAUAUUGACAAGCUAGAGAAGUUAAGGAUUUCGUUUGACCAAAUGGAGAGGUCACGGAGAAGCGUGGAAUACCAUGAUAAAUCAAGAAGAAGCAUCGACCUACAGCUAGAAAAAGCGAGAAAGAGUGUGGACUGGCUGGACAGGAUCCGUGCUGGAUGAGAAUGCUGUGUAAAAUUUGGGCACUAGAUUGGUUUUAGGGGGAGGGAACAGGAAAGUGGGGGGAAAAAGAAACAGAGGGAAAUUAUUUUGGUAUUUAACUUGUGAUCUCAGAGUGUGUGUGCCUUGCUCAUUGAAGUUGCAUAAUAACACUAUGUAAUGGGAUUGUAGAGUUUGAUAUAUACUGGGUGGGAUUCAUUAUUCUUGAUUUUAUUGUUACUGGGAUAAUUCUAACCACUUUACUCCUCUUUCUUCAAAGGAAAUGAAGCUCACACAUCAUAAAUUAGUUCA
Ricinus communis (castor bean) is the source of this 1838-nucleotide messenger RNA. RefSeq names its product alpha/beta hydrolase domain-containing protein 17B. The transcript has 5 exons. Lineage: Eukaryota; Viridiplantae; Streptophyta; Magnoliopsida; Malpighiales; Euphorbiaceae. The record is from RefSeq and is a predicted model, not a curated record. The coding region runs from base 435 to 1550 and encodes 371 amino acids.